Messenger RNA from Lolium rigidum, 3231 nucleotides. RefSeq names its product zinc finger CCCH domain-containing protein 18-like. The coding region runs from base 306 to 2681 and encodes 791 amino acids. NCBI's taxonomy places the organism in Eukaryota, Viridiplantae, Streptophyta, Magnoliopsida, Poales, Poaceae. The record is from RefSeq and is a predicted model, not a curated record. The transcript is spliced from 3 exons.
ACUAAAACGAAACAGCGGGAGAGAUCGCUCUUCGCUCGCACCGCAAGAAUCAUCUACUCUCACUCCCCGAUCGGGUGGAUCCUCGGAUCCCCCCUCGCCGCGCCGCGCCGCCCCGCCCCCAGAUCCCCGCGAUUCCGGCGCCGGCGGCGGCGGGGAUGAGAGCCCCGGCCACAUGGACCCCGCGGGCGCCCACCCACCACCACUGACCCCAGCGCUGCGGCAAGGGGGGAAAAGAGGUGGUUUUCUUGGGGGUGGACGGAGGGAGGAGGAGGGCUCCAGGGUGCUGAUCCGGCGGCGGCCGUGCCAUGUCUCGCUGCUUCCCGUUUCCGCCCCCGGGAUAUCACAAGACUCUGCGCCCCGACGGCCACCUAGCCUCGCACCUGCUCGGAGCCGGCGACAAGGAGAAACACAAGGAGAAGAAGCAUAAGAAGGACAAGAAAGACAAAGAUAAAAAAGAAGGUAAAGAAAAGAAGGAUAAAGACAGGAGUAAAGAUAAGCACAGAGAUAAAAAAGAUCGAAAAGAAAAGCACAAAGACAAGAAAAAGGACAAGAGCAAAGAUAAAAGUAGGGAAUCAGAAGGGACUGAAAGACAUGGCGAUGCUAUCCCUGGUCAGAAUCUUGGAGAGAGCAGCAGGAAGUCCGAAGAAAUUCAGGAUCAUAUAUUCAGGGAAGAACAGGUCAGAAAGUCACAAGAUGAGAAAGGGGUGGAGAACCGAACUGUUGACAAGUUUCCUGUUCCAAAUGAACGAAGUCGUGAAGGCUUUGGUGCUGCACCUCCAUUGGAGAAGGAAAGGACUGCAGUUAAUAGAAUGCGUAUUCACUCUAUUGAUACUUCAGGGAAAAAUGAGGGUUUGGGUCAACAGACCAUCACUAUCAAUCAGCAGAGGAAUGGGACAUCAAUUCGACGUGUCGAGAGCUUCAACAGUUCAUCUCAAGGAGCUGCUGAUGGCUUUGGUACAGCACCUAUGGUGGAGAAGGGAAGAGUCAAAGUCACAAGACCUCUCUCCAACUCUACUGAUUCUGCGCCAAGGAAAGAGGGGACGGGGCAGCGUAUCAGUAACAUUAGCAUACUGGUGCAGAAGAGAACUGAGAGCCCAAAUAAGGAGAUUGCGAAGAAAGAAAUUGGUACCAGUUCUCCGUUGCUUCGAAGCCCUGCUAAUGCUAUGCACAAGGGAAAUGGUAAGGUUGGUCGGCCAAUGGAUAGCGCACCAACAUCCACGCAGAGGUUUGGGAGUCCAUCAACAUCUAGUGCAGCAACAGGGAUGGAUAGAAGUCUGCCGAGGCCAACUAUCCCAAGCCCAAGCAUUACAAUCCGUAGGCCAAAUGGUAUGGUUCGGCCAUCUGAAAGCAAUUCCAUUUCCACUAAUAAGCCCAAUGCUGGAGGUGUUUCACCUGCUAUGGGCAAGGAAAAGGGGCCAGGUGGAAGAAUUCUACAGAAUAGUGUUUCAAAUGAUCAGAAACCGGUUGGUUCUAAACCCCCAGCUGUGGGCAGGGAAAAGGAGCUGGGUGGUAGAAUGCUACACAAUGAUGUUUCAACUGGUCAGAAACUGGCUGGUUCUAGACCUCCAUCUUUGGUCAGGGAAAAGGAACCUGUCGGAAAAAUGUUACAGAAUGAUGUUUCAACUGAUCAGAAACUGGUUGGUUCUAGACCCCCAUCUGUGGUCAGGGAGAAGGAACCGGGCGGAAGAAUGCUACAGAAUGAUGUUUCAACUGAUCAGAAACUGGUUGGUUAUAAACUCCCAGCUGUGGGCAGGGAAAAGGAACUGGGCGGAAGAAUGCUACAGACCGAUGUGUCAACUGAUCAGAAACUUGUUGAUUCUAAACCCCCAGCAGUGGAGAAAGUUGCAGUUGGAAGAGCUGAAAGGGUGGAGAAGGUCAAAGACGCGACACUUGAUGAUAAGAAGAAAGAGGACAAAAAACGUGAACGGCAUGAGAAAAAGAAGAGGAAAGAGAAAGAUAAAGAUAGACACAAAGAGAAGAAAAAAGAAAAGGAGGCAAAGAAGGAGAAAGGGGAGCAUAAUCACAAAGAGCAUGAUAAGCUAAGAGAAAAGAGUGUAAAUGAUCAGAUAGAUAGUAUUCUCACCGAUCUCUUAACUUCUCCUUUAGCCCCUCCAGCUGAUGACACAGAAGCUAUCCUAGCGGAUGAAAACCUGAAGAAGCGAAAGAACCACGAGAUGAAUGGUUACCAACAAAACCAUCAUGAAAUGCGCCCUACAAAGUUGCCGAGACCAGCCCCCUCCAGCAAUCAUGUGGAGAAUGGUACAGCAUCUCAUGUAGCCGCGCCACUCUCUUCCAUGCCAGAAGCCAUAAAAAUUGAGAAGGCUGAAAGGCUCCCUAAGAAGGAAGAGAAGGUCAAUGGCAACAAAGAAGCUCAGCGACCUCCAGUCGAUGCUGGGCUUCGGGAUCCUCUGGCAGCAUCUAGGAAUGGUGCACCUUCUAGGAAGUUGUCGCCCCACCCAGACUUCAAGUAUCUGGGACAGAUAUACAGCAUUCCUGAAGCCCCUCAAGUAAUGAUGGAAUGUGAGCUUGAGGACCAGGACUGGCUGUUCGACCAAUCUAGCAACCAUUCAGAGAAGCACAAGACAGAGGCUGCGGCCGAUGGAGUGCCCCAAGUGUGGGCUGAGGCUGUGAGAAUCGACCAGGCCGAUGUCAUUGCUCUGCCUUAUGUCAUUCCUUUCUGAUAUGGUGCUUCCUGAAUACCCAGUGAGCAAAGAUAUCUCUGAAGUAACUCAGUACUCAGAACAUCAAGUUUGCAACUACUUUCUGCCACUGCUUUGCUGCAAUUUGUGUAGCUCGGCAGGAAUGGGCGACUCACCCAUCCACGGGUAGCUGUUCCCCAUAGCUUGUGUGCACCCCUGUAGACUGGUGCAUGACAAUUGCAGGACUUGUAUGAGAGCUGGUCUGGUCUGGCAUGGCUGGCAGCUGAAGAGUUGUUUAUCCCGACUAGUGGCUGCCUGGAGAAGAAGAGAGUUCAUUGGUUGUCCGUCCUCGUCGAUCCUGCGAACAGUGGGGUCACCAGCUAUCCUUUGCUGCUGCCGCUGCACAAUUUUGAUCUGUACGGUGUAAAAGCAUUUUUAUAACCAACAUGUACAUUAGAGAGACAGAGGGGGAGAGGGAGGAAGAGAGUUUGAGAGAUUCAUUUAUAUAGUUGGAUUGGUUGGUGAGACGCUCACAUGAUCUGCUCCUUGCCUGAUUUAUUCUUGUUCUGAAAGUUGGCCCGUUACCUUGACC